UUUAUUUCAGUGCUCGGGGGAACAGCGGGACACAGAGCAGACACUCUGAAAGAUAAAGACCAAGAGAAAGCAGAUAUAUCUUAUUUUACCAGGAUUUUACAGUUUUAUAUCCCAAAAAUUUAAACAAAAGCGAGGAGAAGAGAAGAGAACGCACGCAGAUAACGCGGGAUAUCUGCUAACAGACUUGUUUGUAUACUGGGGUCCCGUCGCUGGAACUUACCGUGAUUGUUUGUUGUUUUAGUGUGUAGUCUGCUAUGUUUCUCCGCGGUUUUCUGACUCUCCUGAUCAUUCCACUGGACUCUCGAGGUGAAGUCUGACUUAAGUCUGAUUUCGAGUCGAGUCGAGGGCCCUCCUGUCCCGAUGAAGCCACACAUUUCUGACUUUCAGCUUUUGUGCAGCAAGGACUGAAACGUGGGUGGAUCAGUAAAACAACCCGAAAAAAAAAGUCAAGAAUCUUCCUUUCUGGCGUUUUGCUGUUUUCUUUUUCUCAUCGAGGACCAGAGGCACUCUUCAUCCAGAAGGCGAGUAACGGAACUGAGGGUGACGCGAGGACAAGACAGGUCGGUGCCUAUGAAGUUUCAGGUUUCCGGUGAUAUUAACGGAGAAAGUUGUUAGCAGGAGGAGCUGCCAGGUGGACAAGUUCACGCACACGGGUGCUUUAUCCUGUACCCCCACCCCACCCUUCUCAUAUUCACCACCACCACUCUAAAUAGCUAAAGCUGUUUUAAGGACUAUUUUAACAGACUUGAGUUUCUCUUCUGUGUUCAUGCACGUGUACUAACUAAACUGCCCCCUCACCUUCCACCCACCACUGCCACCCUGAUCAGAGAAGGACUGCAGUCCCGGUGGAACACCACCAGCCCACCUGCACCUGCACCACUCUCCCUUCCCCCUUUGCUUCCGAGGGCACGUGCCAUCGCAUGGACUGCCACUGACGUGAACAUGGCCGCGGACCUCGCCAUGAGCGCCGGCGAGCUGCCCAACAGCCCCCUGGCCAUCGAGUACGUGAAUGACUUCGACCUCAUGAAGUUCGAGGUGAAGAAGGAGCCGCCCGAAUCCGAGCGAUACUGCCACCGCCUGCCUCCCGGCUCGCUCUCCUCCACACCUAUCAGCACGCCGUGCUCUUCCGUGCCUUCGUCGCCCAGCUUCUGCGCCCCGAGCCCAGGCGCCCAGCCGGGCCACAACCUUGUUAACGGCGUGGCCGGCAACGCCAACGGUGUCAACGGCAACGCCAACGGUGCCAACGGCGGCAGCAACGGCCAGGGUGCGUCCGGCAAGGCGGCCCAGCUGGAGGACCUCUACUGGAUCCCCAACUACCAGCACCACGUGAGCCCUGAGGCCCUGAACCUGACCCCGGAGGACGCCGUGGAGGCGCUCAUCGGCAACGCGCACCACCACCAUCACCACCACCACGCGCACCAGGCGUACGACGGCGCGAGCUUCCGCGCGCAGCAGUAUGUGGGCGAAGACCUCAGCACGGCCGCGGGCCAUCACCACGGCCACCACCACCACCAUCACCACCACGGGCACCACCACCACGCGCACGCACGCCUCGAGGACCGCUUCUCGGACGAGCAGCUCGUGAGCAUGACGGUGCGCGAGCUUAACCGGCAACUCCGCGGCUUCAGCAAGGAGGAGGUGAUCCGGCUCAAGCAGAAGCGGCGCACACUGAAGAACCGUGGCUACGCGCAGUCGUGCCGCUACAAGCGCGUGCAGCAGCGGCACAUGCUCGAGACGGAGAAGUGCACGCUGCAAAACCAGGUGGAACAGCUGAAGCAGGACGUGGCGCGACUCGCCAAGGAGCGAGAUCUCUACAAGGAGAAGUAUGAGAAGCUAGCGAGUCGGAGCUUCGGCGGCGGAGGAGCCAACGGCAGUGCAAACGGCGGGGGAGGCGGUAACCGGGACCCGUCUGCCGGCAACCACGGCAAAGAGUUCUUCAUGUGAGAGCGAUUUGUGUCUUAGACUUUUUUUUAUUUCUCCUCCUCCUCCUUCUUCCUCUCCACCACGCCAGCGUGCUCAUCAUGUUCAUUACCAUCUUCAUCGACAUCAAUUUUAUUAUUGUUAAGUUUUAUAUAUCUCAGUGUGAACUUUUAUUUACAGUCCGUGCUGUCGGAUUCACACGGUCCUUUAGACGCAGUGAAACAAACACGCACAUACGUUUGCGCGUCACCUGAGCGUGUGCGCGCCUGUAGACUAAUAGACCACCAUAGAACACGGUGUCAGAAGUCUUAACAUAUUUAACAUAGUGCACUCUUAGAGAAGCUGUGAACUUACUACAACAUGGGAUCAGUAGUCAGAUGCCUACCACCUCAAAUCUUUCAGCCUAAACAUCUACAAUCAAAUAUUUCUAAGCAACCAUCCUAUUUGGACACAUUAAUUCAUAUUCAAUUAUUAAUUUUUUUCAGAUGGCUUAAAAUAUUAGGGCAUUCUUCCUGCAGGACAUCAAGGGGUGCUUUUCAGUGGGACUGAUUUUGUAUUAUUUUUGUUUAUUCAUUAAUUGCAUCAGCUCACAGUUUGUGUUCUUCGUUUCUAAACAGCAGAGACAAGUCUUAUUUAAAAUCACUUAAACCCACCUCAUACCAUGACUGAGCUGUCAGUCAUUUUAACUCCACUCCAAUUCAAUUAUACUCGUCUUAUAAUGGACCGACACGAGUCUUAAAGUCGUGGGGAAACUUAAUAUAGAACUGCAGUUUUAUGAUGAUAAUUUUAUUUAUUUAUUUUUUGGACUGAAGGAGAAAUCAAAAACGACUGAAAACAGCGAAAAAAGGGAAAAUAGCAAUACGUGGUCGUCUUUCUUCACCUCAUCCUCCUUCUCCUUUUUGGACAGUGUGUGUGUGAGUGAAUGUGAGAGUGAGUGAGUGUGAGAGUGACUGUGUGUAAGAGAGCAAGAAAAAGUGUGUGACUCUCCAGAGCGCCUCCUAAACUUCAGCAUUGCGCCCCUGACCCUGCAUGCGGGACAUGUACGGUGCUUCACACCCCGCCCCACAUACACACCUGGAUGAAAAGCAUGGCCCUUAAUGCCUCCUCACAGACCUUCCUCAUCCUCCUGGUCCUCCUCAUCUCACUCUUGCUGUAGUGAGAUAAAAUAAAAAACAUUGUGUUCAGCUGCGAGGAACUGCAACAGAUAAAGACGUUCAGGACAGACCUGAGUGGAAGACAAUCUUCUUUCCAUGAAGGUGUUAUUUUUCAGAGCAACAAAAAUAACGACACACGAACUGAACUGAGCCAGAUUUGAUUUUAUUUAUUCUCACAUGUAAAUAUGUAGAGAUGAAUUUAGUGUGUUAUUUUACAUGACUCUUUUUUUCCAAGUCCUCUCUCUUUUUGUUUGUUUGCUUGUUUAUUUAAAACGUCUUAAUGCAAUGUUUGUAUGUAAAAGCAUGCAAAUGGUCAACGAUAUUCUCUUCCUAUCCAUAAAUGUACAAUAUAAAAGAGAAGCCUACUGCACUAUGACUGGAAGAACUGAGGGGAAAAUAAGCCCACAUUGAUUUGUAUUGGAUGAAUGGUACAUAAGCUACUUCAUCUGGGACAAGGACUUCAGUCGCUGCUAUAUUCUAUGCAUUCAGUUACUCAAAAGCAAUGAACAAUGAGCUUUAAACGAGUACGUGAUUUUGUUUGUGCUUAAAAUGAAAAGAAAAAUAACAAACGAAUGGAAAAUCUCUUUUUGUGGGGAUUAAUGUUAGAUAUGGCAAGUUACAAAAGUUUCCACGACAUUUGUCUACUAAUCUGGAAGCAACGUGUCAAGCCCUGUUUAAAGGUGACGGAGAAUACCUAACGAUUUGAUAAGGACUAAACUGUUUCCCGCGGUGUUGUCAAACUGAGUGUAACAUGUAAAGCUCACUGCUCGUCCUAAAGCUCUCAUUAACUUCAUUGAUUAUUAUACGAAUCACGUCCAUGCAUUGCAUUGCAGUUAGAUGAGGAUUGUAUGCAACGUAGCUGGAACUUUAAUCAUAGUUAUGAUAAUUUGACUGGCGUUCAGCUCAUUUUUAGGAGAAUGUGCAAUAGAAACGACCCCCAGUAUAUAACACCAGUAAGGUCUCAGUAGCUUAUGGAGAAUCCGAUGCUCUACCCCAAACGCUCAUCAGCCAUCCGGCUGAUAUAUAACCCAUUUUUUGCCACGUGCGUGUCGUUAUGGCUUUUCUUAAGUGGUCUCUCCACACGCAGAGCCCCGCUUUAUUUGGGUUAAUGUUCAGUGGAGACAACCCUGAAGUUUCCCACUGAGAGCUGAGGCAGUGGCUCUGUGAUUCAGUCACAUUUAACAAAGCUCCUGAGAGAGACAUGUGCUGGAUGUGUAAAAAUACUGUAUAUACGAUUUCUAUAUAUUUAUUCGAGAAACAUUUAAUGUCCAUAACGUGUCGAAACGUCUAAACUGAAAUGUUUCUGACUGGAAUGUUGUUCAGACUCUUGUUUUCAUAAUGUUUAAUAAAAAGUUCUGCCAAACGCG
This is a messenger RNA of Astyanax mexicanus (Mexican tetra), 4441 nucleotides long. It is a transcript of the gene mafaa, whose product is annotated as v-maf avian musculoaponeurotic fibrosarcoma oncogene homolog Aa. Gene Ontology annotation, biological process: regulation of transcription by RNA polymerase II. Bases 943 to 1944 code for a protein of 333 amino acids. Gene Ontology annotation, cellular component: nucleus. The record is from RefSeq and is a predicted model, not a curated record. Gene Ontology annotation, molecular function: DNA-binding transcription factor activity, RNA polymerase II-specific; RNA polymerase II cis-regulatory region sequence-specific DNA binding. NCBI's taxonomy places the organism in Eukaryota, Metazoa, Chordata, Actinopteri, Characiformes, Acestrorhamphidae. The transcript has a single exon.